AUGACAUUUAGCCAAAAUGCUAAUGCUACUCCUACCCGAUUACAUCUGCUUGAGCACAAGAGCAACUAUCAGUAUCAUCAUUCAACCAUGAACGGAUACAUCCUCUCAUUCUUUGCCAUUGUGGCAGUAGCAAGUGCUGGAUUGCUACCGAACGAGCCAGUGCCAAUUCUGUCCCAGGAUCUUGACGUCAGUUUUGACGGUACAUUCCGCAACUCCUACGAGACUGGAAAUGGUAUUCUAGUUCAGGAGCAGGGAUAUCACCAGCCUGGAGCUAAUCCAGAGGAGGGAAUCAAUGUGAUUCAGGGUAGUGUACAGUGGACAGCACCAGACGGUAGCCGACACUCACGUGGUUGGACUGCUGAUCAGAAUGGUGCACAGUAUCAAGGAUCUGAUUUGCCAGAGGCACCACCAGUACCACCAGCGAUCCAGAGAGCAUUGGAAUACAUCGCAGCUCAUCCACAGGAGAAUGAUGGACAAGUUCGUCCAGUUGGUCGCAGAUUCUAAGAUCGUCAGCUGUGAUGAUGAUAUCAAACUAGUUGUUUUGUUGUUUUGUAGUCUAUUGUAGAAACUCGUCUGUUUCCUACUGCCAUUCAAAUAAAUUACCUCAGUGUCAUUGAGAUCAGUUCA
Molecule: messenger RNA, 627 nt
Organism: Diachasmimorpha longicaudata
Lineage: Eukaryota; Metazoa; Arthropoda; Insecta; Hymenoptera; Braconidae
Product: endocuticle structural glycoprotein SgAbd-4-like
Exons: 2
Coding region: 1-504 (167 amino acids)
Cellular component (GO): chitin-based extracellular matrix
Molecular function (GO): structural constituent of chitin-based larval cuticle
Source: RefSeq, a predicted model, not a curated record